AUGUCAGGGGAGAAAAAGAAGAGAUGGGGAGGAGAGAGGAGGGAAAGAGGGUGGAAAAGAGGAGGGAAAGAGGGUGGAAAAGAGGAGGGGAAAGAGGGUGGAAAAGAGAAGGGGAAGAAAGAGAGGAGAGAGAGAGAAAAAGAGAGAGAGAGAGAGGGGAGAAAAAUACGAGAUAGGGAGGAGAGAGGCGGGAAAAAGGGUGGAAAAGAGGAGGUAAAGAGGGUUGGAAAAGAGGAGGGAAAGAGGGUGGAAAAGCGGAGGGAAAGAGGGUGGAAAAUAGAAGGGGAAGAGAGAGAGGAGAGAGAGAGGGGGGGGGAAGAGGAGGGAAGAAAUAGAGGAGAGAAAGAGGGAAAAAAGAGAAGGGGAAGAAAACGAGGAGAGAAAGAGGAGGGAAGAAAGAGGGUAAUAGAGAAUAGGAAGAAAGGGGAGGGAAGAAAUACGGGGAAGAGAAGGAGAAGAAAGAGAGAAAGAGGGGGAAAGAAUGACUGGGGAAGAAGAGUGAGGAAGGAGAUAAGAAGAGGAAGUAGAGAGGUUGAAAGCACAUAA
This is a messenger RNA of Mya arenaria, 546 nucleotides long. RefSeq names its product octapeptide-repeat protein T2-like. The transcript has 2 exons. NCBI's taxonomy places the organism in Eukaryota, Metazoa, Mollusca, Bivalvia, Myida, Myidae. The coding region runs from base 1 to 546 and encodes 181 amino acids. The record is from RefSeq and is a predicted model, not a curated record.